CUGCCGAGGAGGCGGGAAGGCGAGGCGAGAGCGGCGGCCGCGGAGGAGCGGGUGGGGGCGCCCCGGCCCUUCUCGGGCCCCCCGUGGCGCGUCCUACACGGGACCCCGGCUGCAGCCCAGGUGUUCAGCAUAUACAGUUUUUGGCCUUCUCACUGAUAGGUGUAUUUGGUCUGGAAUUAAAAACUGUCAAAUGGACAAUAUGUCUAUUACUAACACACCAACAAGUAAUGAUGCUUGUCUGAGCAUUGUUCACAGUUUGAUGUGCCAUCGACAAGGAGGGGAAAGUGAAACAUUUGCAAAACGAGCAAUUGAAAGCUUGGUAAAAAAAUUGAAAGAGAAAAAAGAUGAAUUGGAUUCUUUGAUUACAGCUAUAACUACAAAUGGAGCUCAUCCUAGCAAAUGUGUGACAAUUCAGAGAACGUUGGAUGGUAGGCUUCAGGUGGCUGGUCGUAAAGGAUUUCCUCAUGUAAUUUAUGCACGUUUAUGGAGGUGGCCUGAUCUCCACAAAAAUGAACUCAAGCACGUCAAAUAUUGCCAGUAUGCUUUUGACUUGAAAUGUGACAGCGUAUGUGUAAAUCCAUAUCAUUAUGAACGUGUUGUGUCACCUGGCAUUGAUCUUUCAGGAUUGACGCUACAGAGUUCUGCACCCUCAAGUAUGUUGGUGAAAGAUGAAUAUGUACAUGAAUUUGAGGGGCAGCCAUCACUUUCAACUGCCGAAGGCCUUUCAGUUCAGACUAUACAGCAUCCACCAAGUAACAGGGCAUCUACCGAAACCUACAGCACCUCAGCCAUGUUAGCUCCUUCGGAGUCUAGCGCUACCAGCACUACCAACUUUCCCAACAUUCCUGUUGCUUCCACAAGUCAGCCCACCAGUAUGUUGCCAGGUAGCCACAGUGAUGGACUUUUACAGAUUGCUUCAGGGCCUCAGCCAGGGACACAGCAGAAUGGCUUUACAGCUCAGCCAGCUACUUACCACCACAACAGCACAACAACUUGGACUGGGAAUCGACCUGCAGCCUAUACACCUACCAUCCCACACCAUCAGAAUGGACACCUUCAACAUCACCCGCCUAUGCCCCAUCCUGGACAUUACUGGCCAGUUCAUAAUGAACUUGCAUUCCAACCUCCUAUAUCAAAUCACCCGGCUCCAGAGUACUGGUGCUCGAUUGCCUAUUUUGAGAUGGAUGUGCAAGUUGGUGAAACAUUCAAAGUCCCUUCAAGCUGUCCAAUUGUUACUGUUGAUGGAUAUGUGGACCCUUCAGGUGGUGACCGCUUUUGCCUUGGUCAGCUGUCCAAUGUUCAUAGAACAGAAGCCAUUGAGAGAGCAAGGUUGCAUAUAGGGAAAGGUGUGCAGCUGGAGUGCAAAGGUGAAGGGGACGUCUGGGUUCGGUGUCUUAGUGACCAUGCAGUUUUUGUUCAGAGUUACUAUCUAGACCGAGAAGCAGGACGUGCGCCAGGCGAUGCAGUUCACAAAAUUUAUCCAAGUGCAUAUAUAAAGGUGUUUGAUUUACGCCAGUGUCACCGUCAGAUGCAGCAGCAGGCAGCUACCGCUCAGGCUGCAGCUGCUGCUCAGGCUGCCGCAGUUGCAGGAAACAUCCCUGGACCAGGAUCUGUGGGGGGAAUCGCUCCCGCCAUCAGUUUGUCGGCUGCUGCUGGGAUUGGUGUGGAUGACCUUCGGCGCUUGUGCAUCCUCAGAAUGAGUUUUGUCAAAGGCUGGGGACCCGAUUACCCAAGACAGAGCAUUAAAGAGACACCUUGCUGGAUUGAAAUCCAUCUGCAUCGUGCCCUCCAGCUCCUGGAUGAAGUACUGCAUACCAUGCCCAUUGCAGAUCCCCAGCCGCUGGACUGAGGCCUUGCUGCUGUAGCUGUUCAAGAGUGAGGAUGGUGGAUUGUAAAAUACCAUUUUGUUUAUUACUGGAAGAUAUAUUUUACUUCCUCUCUGCUUAAUCUCUUAACCAGGUUUUAAAGAGAAAAUGUCUUUGCCACCUUGCUCUCAGCAGAAAGAUGUCGAACUUUUUAGUAAGUUUUACACCUUCAGACUUGGUUCUGUAGUUGCAGGAAGCUGACACCAGCAAGCAAACUUUUGAUUGUGGUCUUGGUGUAAUUACUGCUAUGUCUUCUCCUCCUUGGAAGGCUCACAUAGCUCUGUCGAGCUUCCCUUGGAUUUUCAUGGAGGCAUGGACACUGUCUCCCUGAGCAACCCUAUGCAUUUCGGGGAGCCUGGAGGUGGGGCUCCACUUAUGCAGUUAUUCAGCCUAUCCUUAGUCGAAUCCACCCCAAAUGAGCAAAAUCAUGUUGAUUAUUCUGAAGGGAGGAUUCUAGCACUUCUCCCCUGUGGCACAAGGGCACAUCUCAUCGGGAGAUCCUUGUAGGUGAAACACUUGCGUACACGUUUUUACAUGGAAUGCAGCUGGGUUGUAAAGCUGAGGAGAAACUUACAUGCAGCACGAAAUGCUCAGCAAAGAGAACUGCCAGUUGCUUAUGUGAUAAAUGCCUCAUGGCAGGAACAUACCUUCAGUCAGUAUUCCCAGUUGAUUUGAACCAUAGAAGCUUGGGCAGUUGAGGUUGCAUGAAUGUAUGUGUUACUAAAGCUGGCAUGCCAUAACCAAGUCGACAGUUGCAUCACCGAGAAUCCAGAUUUUUGUAUCCUUCAAAAUUUCUACUCAGGGCAAGGUGGCAAACUUGUUUUUAUACCUCUUGGUUAUUUUAAGCUCUUUAUGCCAUCAACAAUAUUAUCUAUUUGCAUUGACUUUGUAUAGAGAAUUUCAAGUAGAAGUUGCAAAUGUAUUGGCUGUAUGACAGAUGCGAUCCUAUGCUUUCUCUAGUUAAUAAAACUAUUAAAAAAUUCGCAAA
Messenger RNA from Varanus komodoensis (Komodo dragon), 2853 nucleotides. It is a transcript of the gene SMAD4, whose product is annotated as SMAD family member 4. Gene Ontology annotation, cellular component: heteromeric SMAD protein complex. NCBI's taxonomy places the organism in Eukaryota, Metazoa, Chordata, Lepidosauria, Squamata, Varanidae. Bases 191 to 1849 code for a protein of 552 amino acids. The transcript has 12 exons. Gene Ontology annotation, biological process: BMP signaling pathway; SMAD protein signal transduction; cell differentiation. The record is from RefSeq and is a predicted model, not a curated record. Gene Ontology annotation, molecular function: DNA-binding transcription factor activity, RNA polymerase II-specific; RNA polymerase II cis-regulatory region sequence-specific DNA binding; I-SMAD binding.